This is a messenger RNA of Scylla paramamosain (green mud crab), 2447 nucleotides long. It is a transcript of the gene Naxd, whose product is annotated as ATP-dependent (S)-NAD(P)H-hydrate dehydratase-like. Gene Ontology annotation, biological process: metabolite repair. The coding region runs from base 214 to 1146 and encodes 310 amino acids. Gene Ontology annotation, molecular function: ATP-dependent NAD(P)H-hydrate dehydratase activity. Lineage: Eukaryota; Metazoa; Arthropoda; Malacostraca; Decapoda; Portunidae. The record is from RefSeq and is a predicted model, not a curated record. The transcript has 2 exons.
GAGAGAGAGAGAGAGAGAGAGAGAGAGAGAGAGAAGGGGGGAGGAGGUUUCUUAUAAGUGCCAGCUACCACUCUCUCUUUCUCUCUCACACACUCACAUUCACUCUCUUUCUCUGUUUCUACCUGUCUGUCUUCCCCCUCGACUCUCUCCCUCCGGCCUUACAAUCAAGUUUCUUCGCCCAAACAACACAGGUGUGUAGGCGCGGUCCGCAGCAUGUCCGCUAACGGGCCGCAGAUGCCAAGCUUGGCGGGCCUGGUGGCCGGGGUGGUGCCACCUCUCACGCCCGCCGCCCAUAAAGGCCAGGCAGGCCGAAUUGGCAUCAUGGGGGGGUCCCUUGAGUACACGGGGGCACCCUUCUACUGUGCCAUGACGGCGCUGCGUAUGGGCGCCGACUUGGCACACGUGUUCUGCCACCGCGACGCGGCCAUUCCCCUCAAGACGUACUCGCCGGAGCUGAUCGUGCACCCGCUGCUGGACGCAGCCGAUCCGCUCACCGAGCUGGAGGAGUGGCUGCCGCGCCUGCACGCUCUGGUGCUGGGCCCAGGCCUCGGCCGCCGCCCGCAGACCUUCGCCACGCUGGGCCACGUACUGGAGGCCGCCAAGGACCGCCAGCUGCUGCUGGUGCUGGACGCCGACGCGCUUUUCUACUUGAAUGAGAACUAUGACACAAUCCAGGGCUACUCUAACGCCCUGCUCACGCCCAACAAGGUGGAGUUCGCGAGACUGUACCGCGCCGUGAUGAAGGCUGACAUGCGAGCCGAGGGCGUCACGGCGGAGCACGUGCAGCAGGUGGCGACGCGGCUGGGCGUCACCAUCGCCUGCAAGGGAGCCGUGGACAUCAUCGCCAGCGGGGAUGGCGUGGUGCGCUGCGAGGUGGUUGGCUCCCCUCGACGCUGCGGCGGCCAGGGCGACGUGCUGAGCGGCGCAGCAGCCAUCCUUCUGUACUGGGCCUACGGCACCGCGGCCGCCACGCAGGAGCAGCCCAUCUACCCGCCCACGGUGCUGGCAGGCUGGGGCGCGUGUGCCCUCACCCGCCGCGCCGCCAGCCUCGCUUUCAGCCAGCGAGGGCGCGGCACCCUCACCACAGAUAUGCUGCCCUGCAUCUCCCAGGCCUUCAACUCACUCUUCGAGGGCAAGACCAAGUGAUGCAAUUCCACGCCCCACAACAGCCCCCAGCCCAGCCCCCGCUGGGACAGGGGGCACUCCCUUCCCUUCCUCCAGGGUACACCGGACCCUAUCUCACUCUGGGUUAGUGACCACGGCUGCGGUGCACACUGCCUUCAGGCAAUCAAUAAGAUAAGGCAGUGGCAGUAAUGCAAUACAUUUUCUAUAUAGUGUUCUCUGGACUGUUGAUUUCCCUCACAAACGUCACAAGUCUGCGUCACCAACGUGCUCCUCUGGUGCUACGGUGCUGGUCGGCACUGCUCUUGUAAUGACGUCCCUGUAUUCCAGUCAUAACGUGUGGCAAUUCCUAGGCACCUUGUUUGUCUGCUUUCAUUAUGGGUAAAGCUUCCAUUGUGCCUCAGCCAUUUUGGGAUGAAUGUUAUGUGAUCGCACAACGAAAAACAAUCAUGACACACACACACACACACACACACACACACACACACACACACACACAGCGACCCCAGCACUGUAUAAACAAAGAUAACAACAAGCAUAUUUAUUUAUCAGUAUAAAGGAGUACAUACAUCUUGUUCAGCACCUACAUACAUCAUGUAUCAAGAAAAAUAGCUAUUGUAUAAAUAUUUUACAUACAACAAUUGCAGGAGGUCUUAAAGUGUGUAAUUGUCAUGUGUUGUCAAAUGCGUAUUAACGGGAACUUUUUUUUUCUCAUCAGUUUUUAUUAUUUUGUGCAUCACCAUCUCUCUGUGCAACCAUCUGACCACCAUCUGUGUAGCCGCCUGCCAGGAAGUGCCCCGGCAGGCAGUGUGGUGGCGGCGGGAAGUCCGAGGGCGUGUAGUCACCAGACUGUGACCACUCUCAACAAAGGACUGAAUGGUAGCACACAGUCUGGCUAACUCCCAAGCAAGUCAUGUAAAGUCAUGUGUAUGUUUACCUUGACUCAAAACUGUCUUGCUCCUUAUCUUACAGUACGACAGCUGCCUACUCUGUGCAACAUGCUAAAAUUAUUAUAACUGUCAGUGGAAGUUCUUGUUUACAUGCAAUAAAUAGAACAAUAUCAAUAACAGCUAUGAAUUACAACAAAGUGCAUAGCAACCUUGGAGGCACAUGACAAUGUACUACACACACACACACACACACACACACACACACACACACACACACACACACACACACACACACACACACACACCUGUCUCACUUUUGAUACUGUGGUAUCUUAGUAUGUACUGUUGGCAUAUUCUUAUUUUCAAACAUUUCUCUUCAUAUUGUUGGUAGGUAAGUCAUUAAUGGUUUCCUAUUAAAUAAAAAACUUUGCAUAA